AUGGAACCCAACAUUACCAUAGUCAGCGGCGGAACCGCAACCAAUGAACUCGUCCUGUUAUUUCUGGCACUUACUCCUCGUGUGACCUAUGUGCUUCCGAUUCUGGAUAACGGAGGCUCGACUUCGGAGUUGAUUAGGGUUAUUGGAGGUCCAGCAAUUGGUGAUAUUCGUCUGAGACUCACUCGUUUGAUUCCCCAGCAUCAGGAUGCAUACAGGCAACUUUUCAGCUACCGAUUAUCUGACGAUCCCGAGGAUGCAAAACGUCAAUGGAACCAAAUAGUGGAAGGUUCACACCCAUUGUGGGCACCAAUUGAACCUGCAAGUAGAGAGAUCUUUCGGUCAUUUUUGGUGCAUGUACAUGUAGAGUUACUCAAGCGAUCUCGACACCAAUUCAUGCAACAUCCAAAUAAGAAACAGUUUCGAUACGAACUUGCAAAUGUGGGUAAUUUGUUUCUUACAGGCAUUCGUCUCUUUAUUGGUUCACUUGAUUCAGCAAUUGAAUUGUUCUCAAGACUCACCGGAAUUGAUCCUAGUAUAAAGGUUCUUCCUUGUGUUAACACAAAUUUCACCUACCACAUAAGUGCCCUUUUACAAAACGGGCUAAUAAUAACGGGCCAGUCUCAAAUCUCUCAUCCAUCAACAACAGAUCAUUCCAACUAUCCACCUCCUAUCCAUGUCAGUCGCCCUGCUACUCCCUUAGAUGAAUGUGCAGCCGAGUACUUUCACAAGUCUCAUGUUCAACCCCACAUUCCCGAGCCUGUAUCGGACGUUCUGUCGGAUGAAGAAGAGUCCGGUAAUGUACCGCAGUAUACUCAUCCCGAACUAAAGAAAUCUCAGCUUCAUUUCGAUAAGUCUGAGAAUAUCAAACCUCUACUCUCCCCCAUUGAGAGAAUUUUCUACAUCUCUCCAUACGGUGAAGAAAUAUGCCCAACGGCUCCAAAUCGAGUAACCUCGAAUAUGACGAGUGCAGAUGCCAUUAUAUACUCCAUUGGGUCUCUCAUGACCAGUAUAGUACCAGUCUUAAUCUUGAAAGGAGUCGGUAGGGCCAUCGCAGCCGCCAAGAACAAGAAGAAGAUAUUAUUGCUUAAUGGCUCCCAUGAUCGUGAAACUUUUGGAAUGUCAGCCACAGAUUUUGUGGAGACAAUUGUCAAGCUGGCAACGUACUCGUUGAAUGAAAAGAAUCCUAAAUCCCCAGAAUGGACAACUUUUGUUACCCACUUGGUAUAUCUCACAGACCUGGAAAUCGAGGUGGAUGUUGAAACUUUGAACAAUAAGGGAAUUGUCUGUGUGCCUGUUGAAAGACAAGAAGGCACCCAAUAUUACGACACACAUGAUCUCCAGCAAAAGUUGCUGGCGUUAAUAAAAUAG
This is a messenger RNA of Meyerozyma guilliermondii ATCC 6260, 1368 nucleotides long. RefSeq lists its product as uncharacterized. Bases 1 to 1368 code for a protein of 455 amino acids. The transcript has a single exon. Lineage: Eukaryota; Fungi; Ascomycota; Pichiomycetes; Serinales; Debaryomycetaceae. The record is from RefSeq and is a predicted model, not a curated record. Gene Ontology annotation, molecular function: LPPG:FO 2-phospho-L-lactate transferase activity.